CAUCCUUGCCUGUUGAAGCAGGUCAAACCUCCCAGUAGCAACUCACCGCUCGUCAACACCAAACGUAGUGCCAAAAGAUGUCUGCCGCGACGGUGCUGCGUGGGACCUGCAGGCACAACGACGAUCACAGACGCCUAUUCUUUCCGCCGCCCCCGUAGCAGAAUGUCGAUCUGUUAGAUGACUUUCUUGUUUAAAAAAUGCUUGACUCCCCGUUCUUUUGCUUCGCAUACACCUUCGUUGCUUGUUUUGACAUUCGUUCGUUAUGCGUGUUUCUUCUUCGGCCCUGUUGGCCACUUUACUUGCUGUUGCGGCAGCGAAGCCUGUGCCCGAAACACACGUUGUUCAUGAGAAGCGUGAUGUUGCUCAUCGCUUCACCACUUCCAGAUGGGUCAAGAGAGAUAGACUUGAGAAAGAUACUGUCUUGCCUGUCCGUGUUGGCUUGAAGCAGCAAAACCUCCACAAUGGUGCUGAGUGGCUUAUGGAUGUCUCGCACCCCCAAUCUCCCAACUUCGGACGACACUGGACACAAGACGAGGUCAUCGCCAAGUUCUCUCCUUCCAACGAGACGCUGACUACCGUUCGCGACUGGCUCGUGAAGAACGGUAUCUCUGACCGUAGAAUCACUCACUCCGACAACAAAGCCUGGUUUGCUUUCGAUGCCACUACCGAGGAGGUCGAGGAUCUGCUACACACUCAGUACCAUGAGUUCGAACACAGCUCUACUGGAAAUUACGUUGCAGCAUGCGACCAAUACCAUGUUCCUAAGCACAUUCAGGAACACAUUGACUUUAUCUCGCCUGGUGUCAAGGGUGCCAACCUUCGCAAGCGUGAUUCAAAGAAGGCCAAGCGUGGACUCAGAGGUUCACCGGCCCGCAAGCAGGCACCAUUUAUGCCCAAGAACGUCAGCUCUCUCGCCACCUGCGAUCAAGUCGUGACACCUGCUUGUAUCCAGGCACUCUACAAGAUCGCUCCCAACGACCCUCACGCGAAGGUCAGCCCCAACAACUCGCUUGGUAUCUUUGAAGAAGGCGACUUCUACGCUCAGGGAGACCUGGACCGCUUCUUUGGCAACUUCACACCUUAUAUCCCCAACGGCACUCAUCCAAUCCCAAAUUUGAUCGACGGCGCAAAGGCUCCUGUGAGCUUGCAGCUCGCUGGCGGAGAGAGUGACUUGGACUUCCAGCUUGCUUACCCUCUCAUCUACCCUCAGACCACAACUUUGUACCAGACUGAUGACAUCUACUACUCCUUCGGCAACGACCCCAACGCCACCGGACUCUUCAACACCUUCUUUGAUGCCAUCGACGGAUCAUACUGCACAUACUCCGCCUUUGGCGAAACCGGCAACGACCCCGUCCUUGACCCCAAGUACCCAAACACACACGCAAGCAACGGCUACAAGGGCGCUCUUCAAUGCGGCGUCUACAAACCCACAAAUGUCAUCUCCAUCUCUUACGGCGAGCAAGAGCAAGAUUUGCCUGCUUACUACCAACAACGCCAGUGCAACGAGUGGCUCAAACUCGGUCUGCAGGGCGUGUCCAUCUUCGUAGCUUCCGGCGAUACAGGUGUCGGCGGUAUCAGAGGCGACGGCUCAGUAAACGGCUGUCUCGGCUCCAACGCCACCGUCUUCUCCCCUACUCACCCCAACUCAUGCCCCUGGCUCACCAAUGUCGGCGGCACAAAAAUCUACCCCGGCCGUAGCGUCUAUGAACCCGAAUCCGCAGUCAACGACCCCGAGUCUGGCUACUCCUCCGGCGGCGGCUUCUCAAACCUCUUCGACAUCCCCGACUAUCAAGCUUCCGCCGUGAGCACUUACUUCUCCGCCCACGACCCGGGAUACAAGUACUACAGAAACGGACAAUACAACAGCACCGGAGGAGGCCUAUACAACCGCAACGGCAGAGGUAUCCCCGACGUCGCCGCCAACGGCGACAAUUUCGCCGUCUUCAACGCCGGCCGCUUCAUCCUCGAAGGAGGAACUUCCGGCUCCGCUCCCAUUUUCGCAUCCCUGAUCAACAGGAUCGUGGAAGAGAGGAUCAAGGUCGGUAAAGGUGCUUUGGGCUUUGUGAACCCGACGCUCUAUGAGCAUCCUGAGGUGUUGAAUGAUAUCGUCAAUGGCACUAAUCCUGGUUGUGGGACCAAGGGGUUUUCGGCUGUGAAGGGUUGGGAUCCAGUGACUGGGUUGGGCACGCCUGAUUAUCCUAAGAUGUUGGACUUGUUCAUGGGAUUACCUUGAUUACUGUGUAUCUUGUCUCAUUCGGAUAUCUGUUUGAUACGGUUUCUAUUUUCUACUCGCGUAAAAGCAUCAUUUGUAGCACGUAGUCAUUUACUUUCAGCAAACAUGGCGACAGUCUACUUUCUUUUUCUACCAAACAGUUGACAAUUUCCUGGUAGCAAUUGCUUUGUGCACGACGCGGUCGGCAGGAAAGUGUGUGGUGACUCUUGACGAGCCCAACAUUGGCACGCCUUACAUCGCCCUGAUUUGUUCUUGAUACUCAAGCUUGAUCUCGAGUCACAUG
Aureobasidium pullulans EXF-150 is the source of this 2519-nucleotide messenger RNA. Its product is annotated as aorsin. Gene Ontology annotation, molecular function: serine-type endopeptidase activity; tripeptidyl-peptidase activity. NCBI's taxonomy places the organism in Eukaryota, Fungi, Ascomycota, Dothideomycetes, Dothideales, Saccotheciaceae. The record is from RefSeq and is a predicted model, not a curated record. The transcript has 2 exons. Bases 263 to 2236 code for a protein of 657 amino acids. Gene Ontology annotation, biological process: proteolysis.